Molecule: messenger RNA, 2185 nt
Organism: Cajanus cajan (pigeon pea)
Lineage: Eukaryota; Viridiplantae; Streptophyta; Magnoliopsida; Fabales; Fabaceae
Source: RefSeq, a predicted model, not a curated record
CGUAACCCGAACGGAAUGUGGUGAAUGGUGAAUGGUGAUGGUGGUUGAAACAAUUUUGACACCACUCAACCAUUCAACCUUUGCCACAAUCUCAUUCCUCUCUCUAUAUUCUCGCUAGAGAGAGAACAUCGCCGCCGCCGCCACCCUUCCGGCGAUGACAUACCACCGCCUCCCCUCAUUCCUACGCCGUUGAUGCGCCGAUCCAACGCCCGCACUCGCGUCAAUCGCAACAACAACAGCCAAAUGGAUCCGAUCAAAAUCCGCUCCACCAACCUCUUCGCCCGGAACCCUAAGCCCUCUUCUUCGCGCUCUCUCCUCAUCUUCCUCCCCCUCGCUCUCUCCCUUCUUCUCAUUCUCUCCUACUACGCGUUCUCCUCCUCCUCGCUCCGCGCCGCUUUCCGCUACCGGAUAAUCGUCGACGGCGGGAGCACGGGCACGCGCGUCCACGUGUUCAAGUACCGGUCGGACCGGGAGCUGGAGUUCGGGGAGGAGGGGCUGGCGUCGAUGCGGGUCAACCCCGGGCUGUCGGCGUUCGCGGAGGAUCCUGGUGGCGCCGGCGGGUCGGUGGCGGAGCUGGUGGAGUUCGGGAAGAGGCGGAUCCCGAGGGCGAGUUGGGGGGAGACGGAGAUUCGCUUGAUGGCCACGGCGGGGCUGAGGAUGCUCGACGCGGAGGUGCAGGAGAGGAUUCUGGGUUCUGAUGAAGGAGUGUAUGCUUGGGUUGUUGCUAAUUAUGCACUUGGCACUCUUGGAGGUGAUCCUUUGGAUACAACUGGGAUUAUUGAACUUGGUGGUGCUUCUGCUCAGGUGACCUUUGUAUCAAGAGAAGCAAUGCUGCCUUCAUUCUCACGAACUGUUAAAUUUGGGAAUACAACUUACAACCUUUACAGCCACAGCUUUCUUCAUUUUGGCCUGAAUGCUGCUCAUGAUUCAUGGAAAGAAGCACUUGUAUCAGGAGAAUUUAACUUAGCUUCUCAAUCUCUUCAAGAAGGGUUGCGGAUUGAUCCUUGUACUCCUGCAGGAUACUCUUAUAAUGUUGAGUCAUGGAAGUUUCCUCCUAGCUCAGAGAGUGCAAAAAAACAAUAUCAAUCCACUGUUCAAACAAGGGGAAACUUUUCAGAGUGCAGAUCUGUAGCACUUAAAAUGCUACAAAAAGGGAAAGAAUCAUGUUCCUAUCAGCAUUGUGACAUAGGAUCAACUUUCAUACCAAAGCGUCAGGGGAAAUUUUUGGCCACAGAAAAUUUCUUUUACACAUCAAAGUUUUUUGGAUUGGGGCCUAGGUCCUAUCUGUCCAAUUUGAUAAAGGCUGGGCAACAAUUCUGUGGAGAGGAUUGGUUAAGGAUGAAGGGAAAAUAUGUAUCCCAUGAUGAGGAAGAUUUACUUCGGUAUUGCUUCUCUUCAGCAUACAUUGUUUCUCUGCUUCAUGACAGUCUUGGAAUUGCUUUGGAUGAUGAGAGGAUCAAGGUUGCUAAUCAGGUGGGAAGUAUUCCGCUUGAUUGGGCUUUAGGAGCUUUUAUUCUGCAAACAACAGCUGAUGCCGAUAUACAGAACCAUAACUGGAUUUCCACCAUUUACAGUGGAGGAAACCUCAGUUGAAGACAAUUUAUGAUCUAGAAAAAGGACGAUAUAUAAUCACGCGUGUUGGUAGAUAAUGCUUGAAGUAGAGAAGAUUGUGGUUCUUGGUUUCCAUACGUGGAGGCACCAUUGUGAUAAUGAUGAAAAGUUUUAUCCUUUCUAACUUGAUGGCCACUUCAUACUAUUGAAGGCCAUGCCAGCGAGGUCUCAAAUUGUAAAUCAUUGGAUUUUGGAUGCAGUAUGUGGAGUUGCGCUUGCUGAGGAACUAGUGUAGAGUAGCACGUUUCUUUGUGUUAGUGGAAUCAAGAAAUUGAAUGUUAUGCCACUCGCUUUACUGGAUAUAGAUAACAGUAAGGCAAGAAGUGGAGCAGGUCAGCUUAGGAAUUGCGAGGGGGAACUGGAUGCUGCAUCCAACAGAAGACACCUUGUUAUGUCGCCUUUGUACCAAACACUGCGUAAAAAAAAUUCUGUAUUGAUGUUUUCCAAUUGCUACAUACAAAGAAAGUUUUCUUCAUAUCAUACUCGGAAGUUAGAUUUGCAGAAUGACUGCCGAGUUUGGAACUCUUAUUUUGGAUAUAAAUUAAGGACAAUUAAAGCGAAUUAGUGUGGUUAA